AUGCCACAGCACUCACGGACGCGUCUGUCUGUCGCCUUGACGGCCGCCGUCUUGGCCUUGACUUCCACAUUCGCCGCCAUCUAUGCCUUCGGUUUCCCUGAACUUGAUUACUGGCACUGGAGAGCUUCCUAUGAUCCCUUCAGAAACCAGCCAUCUUCACAAAAUGUCUUUGAUGCCUUUACCAGACCGUCCGCCUCGGACGAUUACCUCGUCGGCGUCGCCAAGGCUGACAUCACCGGUCCCGUCGUCGAGAUCAACCUCAUGGGCUAUGCUGAUCCAGCUCAGCUUGGUUCUGGUGUGAGACAGCGUCUUUACUCUCGUGCUUUUAUUCUUGGUGACACAGACAAUCCCCAAGACCGCUUUGUCUAUCUUGUUCUUGACACCCAGUCUGGAGAUACUGCCGUCCGCAAUGGUAUUCUCGAGGGCCUCAAGGACCUCGGUCCUGAGUACCAAGUUUAUGGAAGACAGAAUGUCGCUGUUACUGGAACCCACUCGCACUCUGGUCCUGGUGCCUGGUUGAACUAUUUGUUGCCGCAGAUUACUAGUCGGGGCUUUAGUCAACAAAGUUAUCAAGCUAUUGUAGAUGGUGCUCUUGAAUCUAUCAAGCAAGCCCAUGAGUCGCUUAGCCCUGGCCAGCUAUCCUUUGCUUCUGUCGAUAUUCAAGAUGCAAACAUCAACCGCAGUCCGUAUGCCUACCUUGCCAACCCCGAAGAGGAACGCAAAAAGUACCAUCACAAUGUGGACAAGACCUUGACUCUUCUCAAGCUGCGUAGGAACAGCGACAAGAAAGAUGUUGGUGUCUUGACUUGGUUCCCUGUUCACGGCACUUCUAUGCUUGGUAACAACACUCUGAUAACCGGUGACAACAAGGGUGUUGCUGCAUAUCUAUUCGAGAAACAUGCGGAUCAGCUCGACUCUACUGCCGAAGGCUUUGUCGCUGGCUUCUCUCAGGCCAACGUCGGAGACACUUCUCCAAAUAUCAAUGGUGCUUACUGCGAAUCCGGAGAUGAUGAGGGCAAGCAGUGUGAUUUCAAGACAAGUCUAUGUGCUGGCAAGAACGGUCCUUGCCAUGGACGUGGUCCUCACUGGGGACUGGAUGAUGCAGGUACCGCUUCUGCCUGGGAGAUUGGUCGCAGACAGUAUCUUGGUGCUCGCUCGGCAUACGAGUCCAUGACCACCAAGUCUACCUUCACACCUAUUCAAGGCAAAGUCGUUCGCUCGCUCCACACUUUCGUCGACAUGUCUAACCAGACCGUCAUCUUGCGCAAUGGCUCAAGAGCCCAUACUUGUCCAGCUGCAAUGGGAUAUUCAUUUGCUGCCGGAACCACUGACGGACCUGGGGCGUUUGACUUUAAGCAAAACAACCCUGGCGAUCCGAACGCAAGCCCAGUCUGGGCCGUUGUCCGCAACAGUCUACACUCGCCUGGCCCAGAGCAAAUUGCUUGCCAAGCACCUAAACCCAUCUUGCUCGACGUGGGCGAGACCGGAAAGCCAUACCUAUGGACUCCCAAUGUUGUUGACAUUCAGCUCCUGCGUAUUGGUCAACUUGUCAUCAUCGUAGCUCCAGGAGAAGCCACCACAAUGGCUGGACGACGCUGGAAAGGAGCCUUACAGAGCCACGCGCUUUCUGCCUGGGAUGAAGCAUCCAACGCAGCAGAGCCCAUAGUCGUGCUUGGUGGUCCAGCAAACACAUACGCGCACUACAUUGCCACUGAAGAAGAAUACUCCAUUCAACGCUAUGAAGGUGCAUCCACACUAUUCGGUCAACACACACUAGCCGCCUACAUCAAUCUCACACUCACACGACUACCCUAUCUCUCUGCGUCUUCGGUCUCGAACUCGCCUCUAUUGCCGCCUUCUCAUCCUUCCCUGCCUGUGCUAGAUCUCGGCGAGGACCCACCAAUCCAUACAAACAAAUCUCUGAGCUUCAUCUCACCCGUGGUAUUCGAUCGCGCACCUCUAUUCAAAUCCUUUGGCGAUGUAACCACAGAUGUAUCUGCCCGCUACGCAAUUUCUUCAUCGCCAGUCAUCAAAGCAGUCUUUGUAGCCGGCAACCCUCGCAACAAUCUCCGUCUCGGUGGCACUUUUGCCGCAGUCGAAAAGUAUAGCAGUCAAGGUACCUGGGAACAAGUCCGCUCAGACGAAGAUUGGAGUCUAGUAUUCGAGUGGGAGAGAACGAGUACUACCGUUGGAACCUCCCAAGUCACCAUUUCUUGGGAAUUAGGGUGGGAGAUUGGUGAUUAUGGACGUGUGGAUGCGAAGAGUGAAGGUCUGGGAUUGUUUGGUUCAGAGUUGGAGCUGGAGUUGGAGAAGAGACAGGAUGUUGAGGAGAAGCUCAAGGGAAGAUAUCGUAUCAGAUAUUUUGGAGAUAGUAAAGGGAUUGGGNGUGGUAUCUCUGGGUUUGAGGGGCAGAGUGGGGAGUUUGAACUUGUUUGA
Messenger RNA from Aureobasidium uvarum, 2436 nucleotides. NCBI's taxonomy places the organism in Eukaryota, Fungi, Ascomycota, Dothideomycetes, Dothideales, Saccotheciaceae. The record is from the annotation of a GenBank genome assembly.